AUGAGGAGGGCCAACUCUAAAAAGAAGCAGAUCAAUCGUUCCCAGCGUGAGAAUGGCGAUCAGGGCAAGUCUUCUCCUUCUUCAUUGCUCAAGUUCGUGAAAGCCGCAGCUGGUAAGGUAGCCGGAGUAUUCACAAAUUUCCUCGGCCGACGACCGAGUGAUCGUUCCACCGCCGCCACCGUCAAUCUCGCUAGCAGGAGCACCAGCACCACCACGGGAUCUUAUUUCUCAAGCGAUCUGUCAAGGGUAAGCAACAGCAGCAAGAGCACCUCCAGAUUGAAGUCCUCCAGUUCUUACGGAUCCUACAGUACUAGUACUACAAGCGGAGGAGGAGGAGGUGUGUUUGGGACGCAGACUUACUCCCUUCAAGAGAUUGUUAAGGCUACCGACAAGUUCUCUGCGGCUAACAAGAUUGGAGAAGGUAGCUUUGGCACUGUGUACAAGGGAAGGCUCAGUGAUGGGUCUCUCGUUGCCGUCAAGCGAGGCAAAAAGAAUUCCCAGGACAAGCGUUUGACAACGGAGUUCAGAAACGAGAUACUGACUUUAUCUAGGAUCGAGCAUCUGAAUCUAGUGAGACUAUACGGUUAUGUCGAGCACGAAGAUGAGCAGAUUCUCUUGGUCGAAUAUGUUAACAAUGGAAACCUUCGAGAGCAUCUCGACAAUAGAAGAGGAACGGUACUCGAAAUUGGUGAACGUCUAGACGUUGCCAUUGAUGUGGCACACGCAAUUACCUAUCUUCACAUGUACACUGAUCGCGCAAUCAUCCACAGAGACAUAAAAGCAUCAAACAUACUCCUCACCGACAAACUUCGAGCCAAAGUUGCAGACUUUGGGUUUGCAAGGUUGGCUGCUGAAGAUUCUAAAGACACCCACAUCUCAACGCAGAUCAAAGGCACGACGGGCUACUUAGACCCUGAAUACCUCCGAACAUAUACGCUCACCGAAAAGAGCGACGUCUUCUCCUUUGGUGUCCUCCUCGUUGAGUUGGUCACAGGACGACAGCCAAUCGACCAGAAGAGAUCAGUAAAAGAGAAGGUCACGAUCAAAUGGGUAACCAACCAACCAAGGCAAGACAUUGUUGUUGGACACAGAAUUGAAAUUAAAGCUUCCGUUUUGGGUUGGGGUUUGAUGCAGGCAAUGCAGAGACUCAGAGGCGGGGAUGCGAUAAUGGUGAUGGAUCCAAUCCUGAGGAGGAACCCGGCAUCGAACCGGGCAGCAGAGGAAGUCCUGAAACUGGCCCAGAAGUGUCUGGCUACAAUGAGACAGUCACGGCCUUCCAUGAAGGAAUGCGCAGAGGUGUUGUGGAGAAUCCGCAAGGAGUUUAGAGAAGCAGCUGCUCUGCAUUCUUCUUCUUCUUCUGCCUCUGCUGCUGCUCCUCCUCCGUUCCAGUCUGCAGAUUACCCCAGGAGGUACCCGGACGAGACGCGGAGAACAACGUUUGGGAUCGAAGAUCAUGGUGACAACCCCAGGUUCAUCUCCGCUUGAGAAUGAAACCAGGAGAAGAGAAAAGGGUGAAAAGAAUUUUAGUUAGGCCGAGAAAACGGAGUAAAAUCUUGUACAUUCUUUAUUACGGUUUGUUUGUUUGUUUCCAAAUCCUUCUCCUCUGCCACAAAAUUAGCCCUCUCUCUGCCAUUGUUACCCCUGAAACUUGCCACGAUUGAUUGAGAUGUCUGAGACUGCAAAUUCCAAGAGUAGACUCCUUCCUUGUUUAUAUAUAUAUUCUUUGGCUCUGGAAAAUUUUCGUUCAA
Messenger RNA from Linum tenue, 1748 nucleotides. Lineage: Eukaryota; Viridiplantae; Streptophyta; Magnoliopsida; Malpighiales; Linaceae. The record is from the annotation of a GenBank genome assembly.